Carica papaya (papaya) is the source of this 663-nucleotide messenger RNA. NCBI's taxonomy places the organism in Eukaryota, Viridiplantae, Streptophyta, Magnoliopsida, Brassicales, Caricaceae. The record is from RefSeq and is a predicted model, not a curated record.
AUGCCGAUUCUUUUUAGUGGGGUCCUGUCUGCCUACCUACACGUCCCUGCUGGUUUGGGAAGCAAUGAAGUGGUAAACAAGGGAAAGCUAUACAUAUCGAAGAGCAGUCCUGAGUGUGUAUUGGAGGCGUACUCUGUCCAGUUUCAGAAGGAUUUUUCAACGUUUUUGAAAUCAAGGUCUGAAGAAUUAGUCCAUGGCGGUCGCAUGUUCUUGUCUUUCAUGGGUAGGAGAUGCAGUGAUCCAACAACUGAGGAAAGCUGCUACCAGUGGGAGUUGUUGGCUCAAGCACUCAUGACCAUGGCUGGAGAGGAUAUUAUUGAAAACGAAAAAAUAGAUAGUUUUAACGCACCUUAUUACGCUCCAAGUUUCGAAGAACUGAAGUUAGAGAUUGAAAAACAAGGAUCAUUCGUCAUCGAUGAAGUUAAAGUAUUGGAAGUUGACUGGGAUGGAGAAAAUAAUAACAACGAAAAUUUCAUACUGAGAGGAGAACGAGUAGCGAACACUAUUAGAGCAGUUGUUGAAUCUAUGUUAGAAAGUCAUUUCGGAAAUCAUAUUCUUGAUGAAUUAUUUGAGAGAUAUGCACAACUUGUGGGCGAUUACUUGUCUAAUAAUUCAACCAAGUACAUCAACUUCCUACUCUCCCUUGUUAGAAACCACACUUAA